CUGAGCUAGGCGCCCUCCGGAAGCGUUUCCAACUUUCCAGAAGUUUCUUGGGACGGGCAGGAGUGGGUGAGGAGGUCCAUAUAUAGCUCCUGAGCGCGGGGCAGCGGACGGAGAGUAGAAUCUGUCCGCAGCUUCACAGCGUGUCCUGCACCCUGGUCCAGAAUGAAAAAGGCAGGCAUUGACUACUCUCUGAGGCAGUUUCAAGGUCCCCCGUGGUGCAUACAGCCCACCUCCCAGCCAUGCGCUGCCUCCUGCUACUUGGUACCUUCAGCCUCCUGGCGGUGGCCCUGGCAGCUGAGGUGAAGAAACCUGCAGCAGCGGCAGCUCCUGGCACUGCAGAGAAGCUGAGCUCCAAGGCAGCCACACUGGCCGAGCGCAGUGCCGGCCUGGCCUUCAGCCUGUACCAGGCCAUGGCCAAGGACCAGGCAGUAGAAAAUAUCUUGCUGUCGCCCGUGGUGGUGGCCUCAUCCCUGGGGUUGGUGUCACUGGGCGGCAAGGCAGCCACUGCAUCACAGGCCAAAGCGGUGCUGAGCGCUGAGCAGCUGCGUGACGAGGAGGUGCAUGCAGGCCUGGGUGAGCUGCUGCGGUCGCUCAGCAACUCCACGGCACGCAACGUGACCUGGAAACUAGGCAGCCGCCUGUAUGGCCCCAGCUCAGUGAGCUUUGCUGACGACUUUGUGCGCAGCAGCAAGCAGCACUACAACUGUGAGCACUCCAAGAUCAACUUCCGAGACAAGCGCACUGCACUGCAGUCCAUCAAUGAGUGGGCCGCGCAGACCACCGACGGCAAGCUGCCCGAGGUCACCAAGGAUGUGGAGCGCACUGAUGGUGCCCUGCUUGUCAACGCCAUGUUCUUUAAGCCACACUGGGAUGAGAAGUUCCACCACAAGAUGGUGGACAACCGAGGCUUCAUGGUGACUCGUUCCUAUACUGUGGGAGUUACGAUGAUGCAUCGGACAGGCCUCUACAACUACUAUGACGAUGAGAAGGAGAAGGUGCAGAUCCUGGAGAUGCCCCUGGCCCACAAGCUCUCCAGCCUCAUCAUCCUCAUGCCCCACCACGUGGAGCCACUCGAGCGUCUUGAGAAGCUGCUGACAAAGGAGCAGCUGAAGGCCUGGACGGGGAAGCUGCAGAAGAAGGCUGUCGCCAUCUCCCUGCCCAAGGGAGUGGUGGAGGUGACCCACGACCUGCAGAAACACCUGGCUGGGCUGGGCCUGACUGAGGCCAUCGACAAGAACAAGGCAGACUUGUCCCGCAUGUCAGGCAAGAAGGACCUGUACCUGGCCAGCGUGUUCCAUGCCACUGCCUUCGAGUGGGACACAGAGGGCAACCCCUUUGACCAGGACAUCUAUGGGCGGGAGGAGCUGCGCAGCCCGAAGUUGUUCUACGCCGAUCACCCUUUCAUCUUCCUGGUUCGAGACACCCAGAGCGGCUCCCUGCUGUUCAUUGGGCGCCUGGUACGGCCCAAGGGCGACAAGAUGCGAGAUGAGUUGUAAGGCGCUGGGGUGUGCAGGGAAGGCAGAAGGCAGCCCGCAGGCUCUUGAGACACAUGGGUGCUACUGGGAAAGGGUGCCAGCCUUGGAUAUUCUACGGGGUGGGGGUGGAAAAAUGACCAGGGUUCCCAUGUGUCCCAGUGGACUUGCCCAGCUAGAAUCCAUUCUGCACGGACGUGGGUCCGCAGAAACCAUGACGCUGAGCCCAGAGAAGCCACAUGCUGUGGGAGCUGGGUGUCUCAUCCUGCCCUGUCUUCAGAGGCCUAGAUCCAGCCUCCCUCAGCCAGCCAGUCAGUGUUCCUAUUUAUAGCCAGGUGCUUUUGAAUCUGUGAGACAAUUGAGCUGAGGCUUCAGCCCAGCCAUCUUCUCCUGACAACCACCAUCACCACCUCAGCCCCUCCCUGGCUCCCCAGAACUCCCCCAACUUCCCUCAAAAUAAACUAGGUGCUGUAGCCCCUGGGACCAGGCACCCCCAGAAUGGCCUUAGUCCCAGUAAUGGGGAUGGGAUAAGAGCUCAAAGGAGAGGCUCCUGGGCAGACCCUGGUUAAGAAUCCUUACAUGGGGCAUUGUGGGGAUGAACAUUUUGUUUUCCUUUUUUUAGUUUUUCAAAGAUGGGAAGGGAAGGGGGAACAUGAGCCUUUGUUGCUGUCAAAAUGAGAACUUAUUUGUACAAUUGUUUUUUCAAUAAAACUUUUCCAAGGAAA
Messenger RNA from Heterocephalus glaber (naked mole-rat), 2197 nucleotides. It is a transcript of the gene Serpinh1, whose product is annotated as serpin family H member 1. Gene Ontology annotation, biological process: collagen fibril organization; negative regulation of endopeptidase activity. The record is from RefSeq and is a predicted model, not a curated record. Gene Ontology annotation, molecular function: serine-type endopeptidase inhibitor activity; collagen binding. NCBI's taxonomy places the organism in Eukaryota, Metazoa, Chordata, Mammalia, Rodentia, Bathyergidae. Gene Ontology annotation, cellular component: endoplasmic reticulum.